Carassius auratus (goldfish) is the source of this 1492-nucleotide messenger RNA. Its product is annotated as PDZ domain-containing protein 8-like. The record is from RefSeq and is a predicted model, not a curated record. Gene Ontology annotation, biological process: mitochondrial calcium ion homeostasis. Gene Ontology annotation, molecular function: lipid binding. Gene Ontology annotation, cellular component: mitochondria-associated endoplasmic reticulum membrane contact site. The transcript has 2 exons. Lineage: Eukaryota; Metazoa; Chordata; Actinopteri; Cypriniformes; Cyprinidae. The annotation marks the transcript as partial.
AAAAAUGGUUUGGAGCCAGAUUGUUUGAUUUAAUGCACGGAACAUCCUAUGUUUUUUCAUGGCCUUUGCAUUGUAUCAUAAUUUCCAUUCAGCUGGAAAACAAGUUCCCUGUUUAUGAUAUUUGCCAGCUAAAAAUCUUUAUUGCAUAUAGGCAAUGUUAUGGAAAAAGUUAGUGAAAAAUCGUUUUAUUGUUAUAAUGACAAAAAAAAAAGUGCGCUUCCUGCGACAAUUGUUAUGCGUUAUUUGUUGCGACCACUGCCAUUCGGUCGCUGGUCGGCAGAUGCCGUCAUGACGCAGGACUUCCAGCGCGUUGACGCGAUGUUACGUUCCACCAAUCAGCGGCAGUUUCCGAAGCCCAGGAAAGGAGCAGAUGAUAUGGCAGCUUUGUGAGCGGCCAGGUGGAACUCGCUUUUGUUUAAUCGGGCUGACAGCGGAACAUGAGUACACUUUAACCCGCACGCCGCAGCGGGGGAUCCGAAGAUGAUAUACCUGAUAUUAAUCUCUGCCUUCUCCGGGGCCAUCGUCACGCUCCUUCUGCAGCUCUUACUGCUGUACCGGAGGAGCCCCGAGCCUAUCGCUAGGACAGUUCAGUAUGUCAAUGCAGUUCCCGAUCCCGCACUGAAGGAUUACUUUAGCAACCAACAAGCCGAAUCAACGCAGCAACAAUCAGAUAUCGCAUCGUCUGCCUCCAAACAACCAGAGGCCGCUUCCCCGAAGCACCACGAGACCACCGUCCCCGGCAGCAGCCCCAAACAGCAGCCGUCCUCGCCAUCGCCUUCGCUGAGCGACUCUCAGCACACCUCCAAAACAGAGACAUGCGAUUUCCUCAAUGCCAUAUUUCUGUUCUUAUUCCGCGAGCUCAGAGACACCCCAGUCAUCAAACACUGGAUCACCAAAAAGAUCAAGGUAGAGUUUGAGGAGCUCCUCCUGACCAAGACCGCCGGGCGUCUGCUGGAGGGGCUCAGUCUGCGGGAUAUCUCUCUGGGCAACUCCGUGCCCGUCUUCAAAACAGCAAGACUCAUGAAGCCAGUGGCUCUCAAUGAAGACAACAUGCCAGAGGAGCUCAAUUUCGAGGUUGACAUAGAAUACAAUGGCGGCUUUCAUCUGGCCAUUGAUGUCGAUUUAGUAUUCGGGAAAUCGGCUUAUCUGUUUGUGAAGAUGACCCGGGUGGCCGGCCGCCUGAAGCUGCAGUUCACCCGCAUGCCUUUCACGCACUGGUCCUUCUCCUUCCUGGAGGACCCGAUCAUAGACUUCGAGGUGAAGUCUCAGUUUGAGGGCCGUCCUCUGCCCCAGCUCACCUCCAUCAUUGUCAAUCAGCUCAAGAGAGUUAUCAAGAAGAAGCACACCUUACCAAACUACAAAAUAAGGUACAAGCCCUUUUUUCCUUUCCAAGUGCAGCCACCGCUGGCGUCAUCAUGUGACCUGGACAUCUCCAUCCGAGAGACACUAUUGUGGAGGGGCGUCUGCGUGUCACACUUGUUGAAUGUAGCAG